AUGGCCUUCCUUGGAGCUAAAACCAAUGGAAUUUCACUUAACCAAGUUGAGAUCCCUAUCCAUGCAAUUGUUGUUGAGCAAAACCCAAGCCAAGGGGUUGAAGAGAGAAGCAACUUUGACUACUCUCAAAGGGCUCAAUGGCUUAGAGCAGCAGUGUUAGGAGCCAAUGAUGGGUUAGUCUCCGUUGCCUCAUUGAUGAUGGGUGUUGGAGCAGUUAAGGAAGACAUCACUGCCAUGGUUCUUGCUGGCUUUGCAGGGUUAGUAGCAGGGGCUUGUAGCAUGGCAAUUGGAGAGUUUGUCUCUGUUUACACUCAGUAUGACAUAGAGAUGGCUCAGAUUAAAAGAGAUAGGGUAGCAAAUAUUAAUAAUAGUAAUAAUAAUGAUGAUGAAGAAGCUCAAAGAGAGAAGCUUCCAAAUCCAUUUCAGGCUGCACUAGCAUCAGCAUUAGCAUUUUCAGUGGGUGCUGUGGUGCCACUACUAGCAGCUGUGUUUAUAAGGAGUCACAAGAUUAGGCUUGGUGUUGUUGCUGCUGCUGUUAGCUUGGCAUUGUUGGUAUUUGGAGGGGUUGGUGCAGUGCUUGGAAAAACUCCAGUGAGAUGGUCUUGUCUCAGAGUGUUAAUUGGAGGUUGGAUGGCUAUGGCCAUAACAUUUGGCUUGACCAAAUUGAUUGGCACCACUGGACUUUGA
Messenger RNA from Gastrolobium bilobum, 687 nucleotides. Its product is annotated as vacuolar iron transporter homolog 4-like. The coding region runs from base 1 to 687 and encodes 228 amino acids. Gene Ontology annotation, cellular component: membrane. Gene Ontology annotation, biological process: intracellular manganese ion homeostasis. The record is from RefSeq and is a predicted model, not a curated record. The transcript has a single exon. NCBI's taxonomy places the organism in Eukaryota, Viridiplantae, Streptophyta, Magnoliopsida, Fabales, Fabaceae. Gene Ontology annotation, molecular function: iron ion transmembrane transporter activity; manganese ion transmembrane transporter activity.